Coffea arabica (coffee) is the source of this 648-nucleotide messenger RNA. RefSeq lists its product as uncharacterized. The record is from RefSeq and is a predicted model, not a curated record. Lineage: Eukaryota; Viridiplantae; Streptophyta; Magnoliopsida; Gentianales; Rubiaceae. Gene Ontology annotation, molecular function: RNA-DNA hybrid ribonuclease activity; nucleic acid binding.
AUGGCAGUAGUUCAGAAAGCUAUAUUGGAAUGGAGGGAGUAUCAGGAAGCUCAAGAAGCAGAAGGGGAAUUAGUUCGAUUUAAGAGUGGUGGAAAAGAGGAGCUGAGUGGCUGGAAGGAACCAAGUGAGGCGUGGAUCAAGAUUAACUCAGAUGCAGCUGUUAACCAAAAAGAGGAUAGAGCAGGAUGGGGAUUGAUUGCAAGGACCUGGCAAAGGAAAAUUGUGGGAGCUUGGGCAGUUCCAAAUACAAGCUGCUCAAAUCCCAAGCUAGAAGAAGCAUUGGCUUUAAGAGCUGCCAUGUUAGUGGCAAAAAGUCAGGGUUGGAGAAGAGUGGAGUUUGAGUCAGAUUGUAAGCAAGUAAUUGAUGGAAUAAAUACAGAGGAAGAUGAUGCAGCCAUUGCAACAGUGCUCUCAGAUAUUAAAAAACUAAAGUCCAGUUUUUAUGAAUGUUGUUUUUCCUUCACUAGAAGGAUUAACAACUCUGUUAGUCAUUGUUUGGCAAAUUUUGCUAUUAAAUUGAAGGAAACUGCUGAAUGGAAGUCUGACUUCCCAGCGUGGUUGCUUGAGUUGGUUCAAGCGGAUUGUAAGGGCAGUUGCCCCAAAGGAUGUAAUCUGGAUUUGUCUAUGAAUGAAACGUUGUCGUUUUGA